This is a messenger RNA of Knipowitschia caucasica, 1797 nucleotides long. Lineage: Eukaryota; Metazoa; Chordata; Actinopteri; Gobiiformes; Gobiidae. The record is from the annotation of a GenBank genome assembly.
AUGGCUGAGCAGAACACUGAAGCCAAACUGAAAUCCCUCCUGAAGCAGCAGAAGAUCCAACUGUGGAACCCACCCUACACCCUGGAGAACCAGCCUUGUGCUCAAAGCAUGCAGGAGCUGGCACAGACUCUGGCCCCUCUGCUCGACCUCUCUGUCCUGGACGUAGGGGGUGCUCUGGAGCUGAUCCGCGCUCAGGCCGUGACCCGAGGAAGAGGAAACCAGACCUUCAGAGAAACCAGUGUCGCCACCAUCGAGCUCCUGCUGCCGCGGGAGGUCCGCAAGGAUCUGAAGACUAAAACCCUGUUCCAGAGCCGCCUGGAUGUGUGUGCGCAAGAACUGGUCCACAGAAUUUCGGAAGAAUUUGGACUUAAAUCUAUCAAACUGAUCCUGAAUGGAAGAACUCUAAUCCUGGACAGGACUCUGGAGGAGCAAGGCGUCAGGAACCACAGUAAGAUGAUGGUUUUACGAGUGAGUGACGCAGAGUGGGAGCAGCGGCAGCACAACGAGCUUCAGAAGAGGCAGAGUCUGCAGAGGACUCACAAAGGCUUCCAGAUCCUGUCAGAGAGAGAGGAGGAUCUGGACUCAAAACCGUUCCUGGAAAUCGCUGACCAGAAGGGAAACCCACUGAGCAUCCCACAAGAGGAGAAGAAGGCUCUGAUUGUUGCUAUGGGCUUCCAUGAGAAGGGCCGUUCCCUGAUGAAGAGGAAACAGUUUGACAACGCACUGAGCCACUUGCUUCAGGCCGACCAAGAGUUCAGUAAGUGCACCUCGACCCUGCUCAGUUUGGUGGAUAACUUUGCAGUACUGCAGCUGGACAUCGUAUGGUGCUAUCGCGCUCUGGAGGCUCUGUCCUGUUUAGACGACAGUCGAGCGAGACUCCAGCGGGCAGAGACCAGCUUCCUGCAGGUGUACGGGGAGAGCCAUCAACGCCUCAAGAUGAUCAAGGGCAGCUCUGGGCCGGAGGAGGUGCUAUUCCUACGUCUGUAUCUCCUCCAGAGUCUGUUGGCGUACAUUGAAGGCAAUGAUACUCAGGCCAAACAGCAGCUGGACAAGGUGGUGGCGCUGUACAGCCGUCUCACUCCGGAUUCACAGAAAAUGCAUCAGCUGCUGACUCUGGGCUUCAGCGAGAGAGAGGCCAGACUGGGAUUGCGAGCGUGUGGAGGAGAGGUCCAGGAGGCUGCCAUUCACAUCAGUAACAAGAGACAGGAGCGUGAGGAGCUGAAGCAGAGGGAGAGGCAGAAGCGUCGCUCUCGUCUUGAAUCGGUUUCUGUUUUGUGCGAUUUGGGAUUCGACCGAAGGGAAGCAGCCCGAGUCCUAAACCAGACCAGAGGAGACGUGGACCAGGCCUGCUCUAUCCUACUGAACGCCCGGCAGAGCUCUGAGGCCACAAACAACAACGACCCAGAGGCCGGGAGUCCAGACCAACUGGACCAGCUCUUGUACCUGGGCUUUGAGAGGACACACUCGCACACUGCUCUCAUUCUCACUGAUGGAGAUGUACAGGCUGCUGCACAGCUACUGCUGGAGAACCAGGGCGUCUUACCUCCGCUGAACCAGGACCCCGGUCCGUCAGGCCCGCCAGGCCCCUCAGGCCCCUCAGGCUCCUCAGGCUCCACGAGAGCAGAGCCCAGACCAGGAUCCUCCACCGAGGACGAUGCUGCGGUGAAUGAGGUGCUUGAGGACAUCUCUCGUCAUGAAGAAGAUUAUCUGGACCUGACACUGGAAGAGGAAAGUGAGCUGAUUGCCACACUGCAGUCCUAUCUGAGCCUGAGACCAGCCCUACCAAAGACCCAGUAG